Molecule: messenger RNA, 1090 nt
Organism: Drosophila subobscura
Lineage: Eukaryota; Metazoa; Arthropoda; Insecta; Diptera; Drosophilidae
Product: TBP-related factor
Exons: 2
Coding region: 237-899 (220 amino acids)
Biological process (GO): DNA-templated transcription initiation
Molecular function (GO): DNA binding; RNA polymerase II general transcription initiation factor activity
Source: RefSeq, a predicted model, not a curated record
CAGAAAUGAGUACCCAAAACCAGCUAAUCUUUUAGGAAAUUUAUGAAUUUAUUCCAGAAAAUUGUAUGUUCAGUGCUGGGGAUGCUAUUUAGCUGGUAAUCCGCUGCCGAAUAUCAAAAUCGCGGAAUUUCAACUCCAUCACUAUUUUCUCAUGCGUAGACCAAUCAGCUGUUCGUUGUGUCUGAUUUUAUAGUGUGAAUUGUACAUUAUUUGUUUGUUAAGUUAAAUUACUUGCAAUGCAAUUUAUUUUUAAAAUCGAAGACAAGGACCUUGUGCCGGCGGCUGCCAGCCAUGUGAUCAACCCGCACAGUUCAUUGCAGCCUCAGCAGCCCGCAGUUCUGGUGGAGCCGAAGGAUGCACAACAUGAAAUUAAGUUGCAAAACAUUGUGGCCACCUUCUCCGUGAACUGCGAACUGGACCUCAAGACCAUCAAUUCCCGGACCCGCAACUCGGAAUACUCGCCCAAGCGUUUCCGCGGCGUUAUCAUGCGCAUGCACUCACCCCGCUGCACGGCGCUCAUCUUUCGGACAGGUAAAAUAAUAUGCACGGGAGCCCGCAACGAGAUGGACGCGGACAUUGGUUCCCGCAAGUUUGCGCGCAUUCUCCAGAAACUGGGCUUCCCGGUUAAGUUUAUGGAGUACAAGCUGCAGAAUAUUGUGGCUACGGUGGACCUGCGCUUCCCCAUACGCCUGGAGAACCUCAAUCAAGUGCACGGCCAGUUUAGUUCCUACGAACCAGAAAUGUUUCCCGGCCUCAUAUACCGCAUGGUCAAGCCGCGAAUUGUGUUGCUGAUAUUUGUCAAUGGCAAGGUGGUAUUUACGGGUGCCAAGUCACGGAAGGAUAUCAUGGACUGUCUAGACGCCAUUUCGCCUAUCCUGUUAAGCUUUCGGAAGACGUAAACGAAGCGUUCUGCUGGGGGUUGGUUAUUAUUGCGGGUACUUUAAGAACAUUUUUAUACGCCUUUUUACGAACAAUGCCAUUAUUUAGAUGUGUAGCUACUAUGAUUAACUUUCAUAAGCAAUAUACAUAUGUACAUACAUACAUAUGUGCAUACUUACAUACAUAUAUGCAUGCAUUUCCAUUCUACAAA